ACCCCUUCUUUUGCUUAAAAAAAAAAUCUAGUUAAGUUUGUAUUAACACUUCAAUUUAAAAAAUAAAAAUAAAAUUAAGAACGAAUAUGCUGUAAAUUUUUUUUUUUUUUUUUUGUACUUGUAAAUCCUUAUUUUAAUUUUAACUAAUUUUCUUUUUCCUUUUUUCUUAAACUCCACACUCCACAUUUUAAACUGUUUUAUUUUUUUGUUAGUAUAUUUUUCCUAACGUGGGAAAUAAACGGAAACAAAACACCACCGAAAAGAGCAAUACCAAGGACGGAACACUAACAUCAUCAUUCAUUGUGAUUUUGUCUCCACCACCAUGUCCCAAGAUUCAACCAGUUCUUGAUUCAACUCAAAGAUGAGAUUUUCCUUCUCCUUUUACAAAGCUAAACUUCAACUUCUCUAGAAUUUCGUUUAUGCAUUAAUGUGUUUGUGAUAAGUCCUCAAUGAAUCAAAACUCAGUUAUCACUAACAGCAAAAACCCUUUUUGUUAUAAUAACCUAUGAUUCUUAAAGUUAUAAUCUUUUUUACAUUGGAUUAAGUUCUAUGUUGCUUGGUUGGUUGCACGAAAAUUUUAUAGUAACAAAGUUUAUUGCUUAGAAAGAAUGGUUAGAUAAUUUUUUAUGGUUUCAUUAAGUUUACUCUCUGUGCAUAAAUUUCUAAGUUGAUCCUCCACUUUUGUAAGUUGGUUGUUCAACUGAGAAAAUUUCCAAAUUGUAGCUUCAGAUUAGCAAUUAGGGGAUAGAGAAAACCUAAUUUUUAGGGUUUUGUUGCUAUAAGCUGCAUUAUAGCCUUGUUAGAUUUUUUGCUUUCUUGUUAAAUUUGUGGUUAAUUCAUUGAUAAGAACAUUAGACGUAUCAAGUGCUUAUGUUGAGUGUCAAUUUUGUCCUUUUUAACCCACUUGGGGUUGGUCGAGUGGUGUUGGCUUGGGCCCUUGGAGUAUGCUCCUCUCAAGGUCUCAGGUUCGAUUCUCGCUGGUGCCAAUUUCGGUGGGCUAAGUCCAUACAGAGCAAAAAAAAAACCUGGCUUUAAAUGGGGCCCUCGCAAGUGGGCGGUGAGAUUGGUCCCCUUGGAUUAGUCGGUCCUAAGGCCGGAUACCAAGUUUUCAAAAAAAAAAUUGUCCUUUUUACAUUUGUUUAUUCACCCUCAUCUCCAUGUCAUUUCAUUCCUGUAAUUAAAGAUCAGAAAUCUGCUUGUUAAAAAAAAAACAGAUCAGAAAUCUAAAGUUCUUUGUGUGUUUGGGUUUCAAUUUUUUUUUUGUUUCAUUCAUAAAUUUAAAGGAUAGAAUUGCCAAGCUAGAAGCAUGCAUCGCUAGUUCUGGCAUUGUUAAUUUUGAUACGAGGGGGUUGAGGAAUGUGUGUUUUGGGUUAGAUUCAAGAAAUAAUUAAGACCAAUAUUCACUUAUGAUGGUUGCAAAUUUUUUGGAAAAUCACUUGUGAUUGUGAAAAUCAACUUUUAGUAAGCAUAAGGUUACAUGUUGUCAAAUGAAAACGGCUUAAAUGAAAUUUUGGUCCCUGUGAUAUACACCUUUUCUAGUUUAGUCCAUAACAAGAUUGUCUUGAAACAUUGAAAAUUUGCUUUUGGUCCUUUUUUGUUUGUUUUAGCUCUUGUAAGAUUUAUCUAUGUUUAUGUACCAAAAAAGAAAAUAUUUAUCUAUGUUUGUAACUUUCUAUAUUGUCCUUAUUCCAAGGACAUAAAUCAAUAUAGUUCACAUUUUACAAUGAUUAAAUCUGAUAUGAUAUGGACAAUAUAGUGACUAAAUCCAAAACAACAAGGACCAAAAACAGCUUUUCUUAUGUUUAAAGGAUUAAAACUAGUAAGAAAUUGUUAUAAGGGCUAAAUUCAAAAUUGGUGUAUAUUGAGACUAAAAAUCAUUUAAAGCAAAGUUGCUUCUUGCUGUGUUGCUGACUAAAGGAAAGUUGCUUCAACAAGGUUCACACCAGCAUGUUAGUCUGGCCUUUCUUGUUUAGAAAUUGCCAUGUCCUCUUGCUGCCUAAAGCAAAGAUGCUUCAUGAAGGGAUGCAUAAGAGGAGAAAAUAGUCCAACAAGAAGAUUGGAUGAUUACAAAGUAGUUGCUGUACUGGUGUUAGAUAUGUGCCAUUAUGGACACUUCUUAUUCAUCAAUUGAAUCGUGCUAUUCUACAUACUACAAUCUUUCAAUUUUAUUUUUGAGCUAUCAUUCUAACUUUUAAGAUUUAUGCUUAGGAAUGAAAACGAGAGCAUAUCAAUUUAUAUUUAAAUGCAGGUGGAAGUAUUAGGAUCUAUAUGAGCCACACUUGUGUGUUAAUCUUUUACGAUUUUUUCUUCCAUUUUACUAUUAUACUUAACUCUGUAGCAUCCUUUCCUGUUCAGAAUUUUCCAUGUCCUCUUGAAGGUUUUGUAUUGUAUCCAUGUUGUGUCUCAUAUCUGAGUAUCCUGCAUAGUUAGCCUAUUAAAAUAUAAUUAGUGUUACGGAUUCUUUGCAGAAAGCACCUUAAUGUAAUUUUACAUUUAAAUGUUAUAUUUUUCAGGUAAAAAUAUUAUUGAAUUUGUUAAUUUGUCAAUGUAAAAAUAGAUUAUCAUUUUAUUCCUUUAUUUUUAAAUAAAUGGCAGUUCCUUUCCUUAUUGAGUUGUACGUUGUUUUAGCGUUAUUUCCUUGACUACCUUGACUGCAUCCAGAAAAAAUAAAAUUAACGAGAUGUCCGUUUUGUGUGACUUUGCCUUAAUCAACUUAGUUGUUUUAAAAUUUUAAAAUUUAAUAUUCAGAGUUCAAAGCAUAGUAACAAAUGUUGAGUGAGAUUUGGUACAAUAACAUUAACUUUUAUGUUUCAAAUUAAAAUAAUGUAUCACUUUUUCCAAUUUUGAAAUCUUCUUUAUUUGGGGAUGAGGUGACCAAUGGGGAACGAGCUUUGACGUGUUUUCCUUUAAUUUUACGCGAGUUCCGUUUUUGUCCUCUGUAUAAGGGUUUUAAGCUCAAUAGUAUACCACACAGAGAUGCAAGUAGACAAGAUGGCCUCGAAGAAAUUAGGAAUGGAGCACGGGAACAAUGAAGAUGAUUCUAACCAGUCUAAUAGUUCCGAUGCAUUGCCUCUACCAUCAUCGGCAGGGAAAAAAAUGAAAGAGGAUAUGGAUAUCAGUCCACUUGAUUUGGAUAUGCUUGAUAUCAUAUCCAAGAAACUGUUAAGUUUCGACGAUCUCUUCAAUUUUUCGGCGGUUUGUAAGGAGUGGAGGGCAGUGCAUAAAGUUUAUUGGAGAAAAUUCCUAGAAUCCCAAUCACCAUUGGUCGUACAGACUACUUCUUAUGCUAAGAAACUUUACUCGUUUUAUAGCAUACCCGAAAAACAAGCGUACAACUCUAAGAUGAGCUAUUUUUGGGGAUUAUAUUACUGUGGUUCUUCUAGUGGUUAUCUGGUCAUGGCAGGCGGCAAUUAUAAACUUCAGCUAAUGAAUCCUUUUACAAGAAAAGAGAAGAUCGUUGAUAUCUCAUCAGUUCGAGAGGAUUUUUUUUAUGAUACCUGUCGUGUUUUACUUGCUUUUGCCAAAGAUUCUAAUGAGUUUGUCGUAGUGGCUUUGUGCGGAAUUUCGUUUGCUUUGAAUGUUUACCAGUCAAGAUUUUCUAGUUGGGUUCCUUAUGCCAAAAGGGGAAAGCCAUGGAAGGUUGUGGACUUUGUAGUUUUGGAUAAUAUUAUUUAUGCUCUCACCGACAAGGUUGAGAUAGGUGUACUUAGCCUAAACUCCACAAGUUUGAAAUUGCUAGAACUGAAAAAUACCCCCGAUGCAACUCCUCGUUUGUUUAAGUUACUUCAUUGUGAUGGGAAGCUUCUUGUGGUCCGCUUUGUACCGAAGAGAGUAUUGGAUGUCUACAGGAUAGACUUCGCUACUAUGAGUUAUGUCAAGUUGGAAAGUUUGGGUGAACUUGCAUUAUUUUAUUCUCCUUACAAAUGCUAUGCACUGGCGAACCCUGGUGAGUGGGGAUAUGAAAGCAACCGUUUGUAUUAUAUUAAUUCAAAAUCUGCAGAAUGUGAAGUGUAUUCAGGGAGUGAUAAUGUACUGAUGGAAAGCAUUGUGCUUGCUGGUAGUCGUCAUGUUCUUCAUAAAUCAAAACCUUAUUGGCUGGAUUGGUGUUUUCGAAAUCUACAUGAUGAAGUUGAUUAUUCUCUGGUUGAGUAGUCUGCUGACGUGGCACCAUGCAGCUUGUUACUCUAUGUUAGUUUGGAUCUUGUUCCUUCUGUUUUAUUUCCUUAGUUUGGAUUUUGUUGUUCCUUCUGUUCCCUUUAUAUUUCCUUGUACUUUAACUAGUCAUGGUUUCUGUUA
Messenger RNA from Trifolium pratense (red clover), 4296 nucleotides. RefSeq lists its product as uncharacterized. The record is from RefSeq and is a predicted model, not a curated record. The transcript is spliced from 4 exons. Lineage: Eukaryota; Viridiplantae; Streptophyta; Magnoliopsida; Fabales; Fabaceae. Bases 2977 to 4152 code for a protein of 391 amino acids.